This is a messenger RNA of Fusarium venenatum, 375 nucleotides long. The record is from RefSeq and is a predicted model, not a curated record. Lineage: Eukaryota; Fungi; Ascomycota; Sordariomycetes; Hypocreales; Nectriaceae.
AUGGUAACACCUCUCCAGAUUAUUCACCUAGAACAAGGCCCUGUGUUACCUAUUGUUAAACUUCUCCUGGACCUAUGCGUUGAUCCAAACGCGGAUAUACAUAUACGAGGACAGGACACCGUGGGACAUGCUCGCCAAGAUGGGAACAGUUCAGAGUAUUUGACUGAUGAUAUUGGGAGUGCUGUAGAGCUCAUGGUACAACGGGGGGCGCGAGUACACGGGACGUUUCGAGUUUCAAGUAGACAAUUUCUGGGUCUGGCGGAUAUUCUUGACGGAAUUCGGUUGCCACAGCAUUGUAGGAGUAGGGUUGAUGAGGCAGUUGAGAGCAGAGGGCCAGAGAGGACUUUUCUAUCACGCAUGUUUGGAUGGAAUUAA